Messenger RNA from Dinoponera quadriceps, 1543 nucleotides. RefSeq lists its product as uncharacterized. Gene Ontology annotation, molecular function: DNA end binding. The transcript has 4 exons. Gene Ontology annotation, cellular component: nucleus; DNA ligase IV complex. The record is from RefSeq and is a predicted model, not a curated record. Gene Ontology annotation, biological process: double-strand break repair via nonhomologous end joining. Lineage: Eukaryota; Metazoa; Arthropoda; Insecta; Hymenoptera; Formicidae. Bases 317 to 1216 code for a protein of 299 amino acids.
UCCUAGUCAGGGAACAUAAUAUCGAUCAUGUAGACAGAGACGCUUCCGAAUUUUUACGUGUUUAUUAAAUAAUAUAUUCAACAGUUUAUACAUACAUAUGUUAUAAUGAAAUGUACUAUAUAAUAUACGUCGAAGAUAAUUUAUUGUAACGGUGCUAUGAAGUUAUAACGGAUUUAAUAAAAGAUAUUCUGGACAGGUUGCGGGAUAACCUGUAAUACAUGAUACACAAUCUAUCUAUAUAUCUUGUUUUAUCUGAUAAAUAAAAAUUUUUUACAAUACCUACGGUUCGUCGUUUUGUCGCUUCACUAGCGGAAAUAUGGUUUCGAGUUCGUGCGAACAAAGAGUUUGGAGAAAUCUUGAAAUAGACAACAAGGCGCAUGUGAUCUGCUUCAUAAGAAAUAAUGAAUCGUGGAAGGUGAUCUUGACAGAUCUGAUAGAGAUUUGGAUAGAAUACCUAACACACGAAACUAUGUUUCGCAAAUGUCAGGCUUUGAAUCCUCUGUUGAGACCUCUCGAAGCUAUCGACUGGAAGCAACUGGUAAUGGAUAUGUUGAACGAUAUCCCUAAGCACGUUGUAGAGGCUUCCGUGUUUCAAAUAAAACUGCGAAAAGACCAGGGCUUCAUAAAGUUGAAAUUCUGGAUAGAUCUCGUCAAAGGUACACCACGACAGUUUUGGGAGAAUGUGACAAUGCCGUUCUGCUUGUCAUCGAUGGAGAUAGUUCGCCAACAUGAGAUCUUGUUGGACCUGGUGAGGAAGAAGGACGAGGAAAUCGCGGAGUACAAAGCAGGGGGAGCGGAGCUGAUUAGGAAGUAUAUCGCUACGAAACCGUUCAACGAAGAGUUGUUUCAAACUGACACUGCUGUGUCAGUUGCAACUGACUUUGCAAAAGCAUUCCAGUCGGUACUCAAUUGUUGCAAUACUAUAACCUUACCAAGAACGCACGUGAAGAUAGAGCCUGCUGAGGCAUCUACGAAUGGUGCAAGCGACGAUGUUUCUGGGAUUGAGGAAAACAGGCUUGUCAACUUGUCCAAGGAUGAACCUGUGGAGGAAACAAGGCAAAAUGAAAGUUACAAAGACGAGGAAAGCGAGGAAAAUAAAUGUCAAGUAAACCCAUCCGCCUGUGGGUCUUCAAUUUGGAAGUUGAGCAACACAUCUCACAGCAUACAAAAGUCCUUGAAAAAGAAGAAGAAGACGUUGAGCGAUCUUAUAUUAUAGUGCAAUUUUAUUCAGCUGUGCAAUAUCGCUUUAAUAUUGGUUUCAUCGUAAAUUCGAAUUUUACUUAAUGAGACUAGCUUGAAAGCAAAGUAAUUUAUUCUUGAGAGAUGCUAUGAUUGAUUGUUAGUUAUUUAUUGAAAGGCAGGAAAAGAAAUACUAUAUUUAUCUAUAUCAUAUAUAUUUACAUAUGCAUUACAUUGGGCUAAAUGUAAAAAAUAAUCUAAGUAGUCUAGAUAAUAUUAUCUAAUAUAUAUUUUUUGAUCAUUGAAAACUGUACCGUAAAACUGUAAAGUAAAACUGUACUGUUAAAUUGUAAAGUUUAGAACA